Molecule: messenger RNA, 1612 nt
Organism: Lampris incognitus (smalleye Pacific opah)
Lineage: Eukaryota; Metazoa; Chordata; Actinopteri; Lampriformes; Lampridae
Gene: tgfbr1b
Product: transforming growth factor, beta receptor 1 b
Exons: 9
Coding region: 59-1594 (511 amino acids)
Biological process (GO): heart development; transforming growth factor beta receptor signaling pathway; nervous system development
Cellular component (GO): plasma membrane; activin receptor complex
Molecular function (GO): ATP binding; SMAD binding; activin binding
Source: RefSeq, a predicted model, not a curated record
UUGUGAGAGGCGACGAGAGAGCAGCGGUCUACUAGUCUGGAGUCCGUCUGAGGCCACGAUGGAGACGAUCCCGUGUUGUGUGGUUCUGGUUAUCCUAUUGUUCGUGACGAGGGUACAAGAAGGCGACGGACUGCAGUGCUACUGUGAUAGUUGCAGCUCUAACUCCAGCUGUACAACAGACGGGUUGUGUUUCGUAGCUGUGCGCAAGUCUGGCAGCCGCCUCAUCAAUGAGCGCAGCAUAUGUGUGGACGAGAAAGACCUCAUCCCACGGGACAGGCCCUUCAUCUGCGCUGUGUCUAUGAAGGAUGAGAAGGGGAUCUUUCCCAUUUGCUGCAACAAAGACUACUGCAACAAAAACCCUGACCCCAAGGUGUUCCAUGUCCCUCCAGAGAAGGCUGCCCCACUCGGCCCCGUGGCCCUCGCAGCGGUGAUAGCAGGGCCGGUGUGUGUGCUUUGCCUGGUGCUAGUGUUAGCUUUCUAUGUGUGCCACAGCCACCGCGGCUUGGGACUGGGGGCUGGUGGGGCUGGGGCCCACCACCACCACCACCACCGUGUGCCUAACGAAGAGGACCCUUCCCUAGACCAUCCCUUCAUCACAGUAGGCACCACCCUCAAGGACCUCAUCUAUGACAUGACCACCUCUGGAUCAGGAUCAGGAUUGCCUUUGCUAGUCCAGCGGACCAUUGCCAGGACUAUCAUUCUCCAGGAAAGCAUCGGGAAGGGCCGCUUUGGAGAGGUCUGGAGGGGCAAGUGGCGUGGAGAGGAGGUGGCAGUAAAAAUUUUCUCAUCUCGUGAGGAGCGUUCCUGGUUCCGUGAAGCUGAGAUCUACCAAACAGUCAUGCUGAGACACGAGAACAUCCUGGGCUUCAUUGCAGCUGACAACAAAGAUAAUGGGACAUGGACCCAGCUGUGGUUGGUGUCAGACUACCAUGAACAUGGAUCUCUGUUUGACUACUUGAACCGCUACACCGUCACUGUGGAGGGCAUGAUCAAGCUGUCCUUGUCCACUGCUAGCGGCCUGGCCCACCUUCACAUGGAGAUAGUGGGCACACAAGGUAAGCCAGCCAUUGCCCACAGGGACCUGAAGUCCAAGAACAUUCUAGUAAAGAAGAAUGGGACCUGCUGCAUUGCUGACCUGGGCCUGGCUGUACGUCAUGAUUCUGCUACUGACACCAUCGACAUUGCUCCCAACCACAGAGUGGGAACCAAAAGGUACAUGGCUCCAGAGGUACUGGAUGACUCCAUAAACAUGAAACACUUCGAGUCCUUCAAGAGAGCUGACAUCUACGCCAUGGGCCUAGUGUUUUGGGAGAUAGCCAGCCGCUGCUCCAUGGGAGGCAUUCAUGAGGACUAUCAGCUGCCUUAUUAUGACCUGGUCCAAUCAGAUCCUUCGGUAGAGGAGAUGAGGAAGGUGGUGUGUGAGCAGAAGCUACGGCCCAAUAUUCCAAACCGCUGGCAGAGCUGUGAGGCUCUGCGGGUGAUGGCCAAGAUCAUGAGAGAGUGCUGGUACGCCAACGGUGCCGCCCGCCUGACAGCGCUGCGCAUCAAGAAGACCCUGUCUCAGCUCAGCCAACAGGAGGGCAUCAAGAUGUAGACACAAGCACACAAACAC